ACUUCUGUACGUUCAAUAAUUAAACCGAUUAUCGUUCGUUAACGGAUCCAUCCAAGCGAGUUCGCGCAUUAGAACUUCUUAAAGAGAAUUAAACGAUCUUCACUGUCUUCCGACUUCGCCCGUUGAAUUUUCAUCCGGCCGACGAAAGGAGCUUCAAUUUCGUUCAGCGCCUGUUCAUUUGUAAUGUUAAUCAGGUCUCGUACGAUUCGCGAUAGCCGCGCUACAACCCCCUUGAUGCUCAAUCUGCUGGUGAUAUUCCAUCCGACUGGUUCGAGACUCCAAAAUUCGGAAUUGGCGGAGAUACUUCAUCGACCCAUCCGGUCCUUCACGUUCCCGGAAGAAAGUACCGCAGGUCUGUUCGUCGCGCUAGCGAUACCGCUGGAGGAGCCAUACAAAUCGAUUUCCAUAGCCGAUUUCUUCGAGGCGACUUACAGCCUGCCAACGAACGCUAGCGAUGAGAAACUCUGGCUGUAUACCGACGAACGAAGAAGAAAGAGAAGCUUGGACAGAGCUACGCUUUAUCAAGCUGUAAAGAAUAAGUUCGACAACUACGGAUAUCAGGGUCACGAAUGCCUGCUGAGGGCCAUUUGCGAAACUUCGGAGCACUACCUGAGACAUAACGGACUCAUUGGUGACAUUCUGCACGUGAUCUUCACACCAACAAGCUCGCGACACGAGCCACUACCGCGGGAUAUUCUUCAAGCCGAAGUGGUUGGACGUAAUGGAAGCUGCUCUAAGUACCGACCGCAAUGCCCCGUGGGACUCUUCGACUUGAUUGGAGUCCUCGUUUGAACUCUGAAAAACCACUGCGAUGCAACGCCGCUUGCACUUCGAUCGGAUAAACAGUUCGAUUUUAUGCUCGUACUCGGUGUCGUUCCAGCGCUUCGAUUACUAUGAAUAUCAUACAAUUUAAUGGAUUGAUCGUUUUACGUGCUACUUUCCUCCAACAAAGAAUUUAUUUUAAGCUCGCGAGAAUACUGUAAGAAUGAAUAUUCUUAUAAAUGUAAUCCUAUGCGCAUAUACUCCCGUUAAUAAACAUUACAGCCUCCGAUGAUUUAGUGUAAAUCAUGAUGAUACUCGAUACAGUAGAACCGCAUUUAUCUGAACUUGGACAAAUAUAAUAGUUUCUGUAAUUG
Molecule: messenger RNA, 1136 nt
Organism: Bombus huntii
Lineage: Eukaryota; Metazoa; Arthropoda; Insecta; Hymenoptera; Apidae
Exons: 5
Coding region: 184-792 (202 amino acids)
Source: RefSeq, a predicted model, not a curated record